This is a messenger RNA of Branchiostoma belcheri (Belcher's lancelet), 2746 nucleotides long. RefSeq names its product collagen alpha-1(IV) chain-like. The record is from RefSeq and is a predicted model, not a curated record. Gene Ontology annotation, cellular component: collagen trimer. The coding region runs from base 143 to 1618 and encodes 491 amino acids. Gene Ontology annotation, molecular function: extracellular matrix structural constituent. The transcript is spliced from 12 exons. NCBI's taxonomy places the organism in Eukaryota, Metazoa, Chordata, Leptocardii, Amphioxiformes, Branchiostomatidae.
AAAAAUCGCACCCCUAUUUAUAAAUGGUACAGGUCUUCCAUGACACUAAAAGACAGGUGAAGGCAGACUUCAACUAUAAGGACAGCCGCAAGACGUUUGGACGGAGAGAAGAAUCACAGCCUGACAUCACAAAGGGACAAUCAUGAGCCCGAAGUUCCUGCUCUGUCUUCUCAUCAUUUCUGCACUUCUCGUCGUCAGUGAUGGCUGGCGUAGACGUCGCCGAAGGACACCGCCAGGUCCGCCCGGCCCGCCCGGCCCCAGGGGCUAUACAGGCCCGCCUGGCCGGACUGGUCCUCCCGGCACGAGAGGGUACCGGGGGUACCCUGGCCCUACUGGUGGAAGAGGCCUUCCAGGCCCACCCGGUCCGAGGGGAUAUCCUGGUCCAAAAGGCCAAAAGGGCUCCAUGGGCUUCCGUGGCCUGGUGGGGCCCCCGGGUGCAAAAGGCUCGACGGGGCUUCGUGGUCCGCCCGGUCGUACUGGAAGUCCGGGUAGUAAAGGUGAACGUGGACUUCCUGGACCACAGGGACCCGUCGGUUCUCCUGGGCAAAAUGGCGUUAAAGGCGAUCCAGGACCAGUCGGCUUAAAGGGUGACCAGGGUAUCAUCGGCCCUAUCGGACCGAAAGGAAUGAUUGGACCGGUGGGCCCUAUAGGACCAGUGGGACCAAAGGGUGAUUGCAGUAUUGGUCCAAUCGGACCCCAAGGACCAAAAGGCGAAGUCGGUCAGAAGGGAGAAAUUGGACAGAAAGGCGAGGUUGGGCUUAAGGGAGAGUUUGGACAGAAGGGAGAGCCAGGCGCAGGGUCUGUCAUCAUUCUCUUCCCCGUCAGUCUGGACGGUGGGCAGCCAACAUCCGGGACCGGGCUCUUUCAACCAGGGCAUCUCCCGCACCGGUCCAUGACGGUUGUCUUGAUCACCAUCCACAGUCAGACGGACUCCUUGCCGUCCUGUCUGGACCACCAGACUCCCCUGUACCAGGGCUUCAGUCUGGUGCAGCUGGGCGGAAACACUAUCACAGGGAACCAAGAUCUAGGUUCCCUGGGCUCGUGCCUGGUACGGUUCAGCACGUCUCCCGUCAUGUCCUGCACGGCUCGUAACGUCUGUGAGAACCGCACGGUGGAAGUCAGCACAUCAUGGCUGUCCUCUGGAAUCCAUCCGCCGACAGUUGGACAGGACCAGAGCGACGACGCCAGAGCGCGGGCGGUGGGCCGGUGUGUGGUGUGCCAGACUCACGUGGCCGUGGAACAACAGGCCAUCCACAGUCAGACCGGCACCAUACCGGACUGUAGCCCGGGGUGGAUCAGUCUGUGGACUGGGUACAGUUUUGUCAUGCACUCUGCCGAUGGCGGUGCGGGCGGAACGUUCAUCAGCAGCCCGGGAAGCUGCCUGCCUGUGUACCGUGAGAAGCCGCUGGUCACCUGUAACAGCAGCCAGGGCUGUGAGGAGCCCGAGGACCAGUCAUCCCUCUGGCUUCAGGCUUCCGGAUCCGACGGGUCUUCCGGAUCCAGCAGGUCUUCCGACUCCUCCAGCGGGACGUCCGGCUCCUCCGUCGGGAUUUCCGGCUCCAGCGGGUCCGGAUCAGCCAUCAGCCGCUGUAGGGUUUGCCAGUACAAUGGCGACUAAACAGUGUACCAGUAGAUCGAUCCGUUAGCUGCAUCUGACCAACUCUGAAGUACAGAGGCAAAAUAGAAAUUAGAGUGGUGACAUCUGCAUAAUGUUUACCUUCCCAUUCCUUAGCUUGGUCAGUACUAAUAGAUUUAACAUUGGAUACUAGUAUUGUAUAUGCAUGUACUAACUACCGAACAACGGAAACUAACCAAUAGCCAGGAAUCUGCAUGCUUGAUGUUAUAGAGCAUUUAGAACAUAUAGACUAAAAGGGUAUAUAAAGUCUUUAAACUGAAAACAGGAUGUAGUACAAAGUCUCCAACAAUAACCAGUGCAGACAUAAUUUUUAAAGAAGCCAUUUUUCAAAUGACAAGCUACAUGUUAAUGUGUUUUCUUUAUUUCCGUGCCUGAAUGUAUUGCAGUAACGUUAUAGAACAUUGUUUCAAAUGAAACUAUCGAAGGCCUGUACUAGUAGUCAGAAUGAUAACUGAACACUUUUGGUUAAGGAUUCUUCUCUGUGUAGCUUAAACAACUAUCAUGAACUGUUAGAUUUAUAGUUUGCAUAACUUCCAAACAAAUAAUAAGCAUGGCUGGACAAUACUUGUGUCCCAGUCAUUCCACAUGGACUACUAGGAUAAUGAACGUUAAUAUGAUAAUAAGACAUUACUUUGCCAUUGUUUCUAACUAGAAAAACAUUUAUAUCAUAUCCAAGACAAUUAUAAAGAUCAUUGCACAUUACUUAAUUCAGCGAGUUUCUGGUCAUAUGAAAAAUAAUAUCACAUAAUCAUAUCAUACAUACAAGAUUUACACAUUUUACAUAGUAUGUAAGUCUAUAAUGUAAUUGCAAAAAAUAUUUGGCAUUGGUUAAUAAGACAUGUACAUAUAGCAAAUGAAAUGGUUGAAUAGUAAACUAGACAGAAAACAACAUUUACGGUCUGUAACUUUGAAAGGUCAAGGUAAGUACUAUUUGUUGCACUCUCUGCCCUAGUCAAAACAUUGUGUGACAUCAGCAGUUCCUGUGAGUGACAUCAUCGACUUCUGUGCACACGAUUUACAUAUACUUCAAUACUAAGUACAUGUCUAACACAUAGAUUAUAUAUAUCAGGAUGACUUUGGAUAAUAAAUUGAGAUGCAUAUCAAGAUGAA